Ahaetulla prasina is the source of this 4608-nucleotide messenger RNA. It is a transcript of the gene EXOC3L1, whose product is annotated as exocyst complex component 3 like 1. The transcript has 14 exons. The record is from RefSeq and is a predicted model, not a curated record. Gene Ontology annotation, molecular function: SNARE binding. The coding region runs from base 76 to 2370 and encodes 764 amino acids. NCBI's taxonomy places the organism in Eukaryota, Metazoa, Chordata, Lepidosauria, Squamata, Colubridae. Gene Ontology annotation, biological process: exocytosis; exocyst localization. Gene Ontology annotation, cellular component: exocyst.
AAUGCUCAGCUUCCUCCGCUCGGCCCCUGUCCAGUCCUAAGCUUUGAACCGGGGAAUCCUGCUGCCACUGGAAUCAUGGGGAUGUCUGCUGAGGAGAGUAGUUCCACCCGUCCCGAAGUGGGAGAAUGGCCAGAAUUGGAAAAAGCAGAGAAGCUGGCAAGAGGGGCCGCCUUGAAGUGGGCAUCUGGGGUGUUUUACCAACCAGACAAGCUGGAUAGUCUUCCGCAGUACCAGAUUCGGGAGGUGCAGCGUAACAGGUUCAUCGAAUCCCGCAUAAAGUCCACUGCUCAAUCCUACCUGGAAGGCAUGAACACGGGCCUGGAGCAACUGCGUUCUGCCCUGACCGACGUCCAACAUGUGGAAGAAGAACUGGGGAGCAUUCAGAAGGAUCUCACAUCAUGCAUUGAUUCUUUUCGGAGCUUACAGGACCUACGAGAACUGGCCACAAAACAUGACCAGCUGGAGGCAGUGGUCCAGAUGUUGCCUCAGCUCUUCUCAGUACCUCAGCUCAUUUCGGAAGGCUUCGAUCUCUUACAAAGCCAGAACUUCUUGAAAGCUCAUCUAGGGCUUAUGGACCUGGAGAGUUUGCGGGAUAGCAUCCUGUCUCAUGUGCAUAACCGCAACCUGCUCAGCCCCACAAAUCGGACCAGCGUUGAAUCUUACUUCGGGGGUCUCCUGGAACUGAACAAUGCCUUGGCCCAGCAUCUAUGGCGCACAGUUGCCCAUGCCACAAAACUGGUAUCGGAGGACCCAUCCCUUUUUGUGUCGGCCGUACGGAUCAUCGAGAGGGAGGAAAAUAUAGAUGCCAUUGUGCUGCUGAGAUCCCAACCUCACGGCUUCCUCCCACCAGGACGCCCAAAACGUUGGAGAAGGAAAUUCUUCCAAGUCAUUCAAGACACUGUCGUUGCUUCCUAUUUCCAGGCUGAGCCGAACAAGACUCAAGGCCAGGGGCUCAGUGGCCACUUGGCAUGCUUGCAGAAUAGCAUCCUAGCUGAGUUACGCAUUGUGAAAGAUUUGAUGGUCCAGUGCUGCCCUCCUCAUUACAACAUCCUCAUGGCCUUCGCCACCAUGUUCCAUCAAGGCCUAACCCAUCACCUGCAUGGUAUUCUUACCUGGGACCUAGACAAACAAGAGAUCUUUGCUCUCCUCCACUGGGCAAUCCAUGUCUACCCAAGUUCUGAAAUGAUGGCUCACCCAGAUCUGCUUCCUGAAGUGGACAUCUCAACCUUAGGUGCUCUGCUUCCAGCAGAUGCAAUAGGCUCCCUGGAAGAGUCUUAUCUGGGGAAAGUACAGGCUAGCAUUGCAGAAUGGAUGCAGAAGGCUCUAGAAAUGGAGUUUGAGGAAUGGCUUUGUGGAAAAGAACCCGAAUCUGACUAUCAAGGCUUCUUCCAGACCACUUUGCCUACCAUUGCCAUGAAGAUGCUUGAUGAAAACAUUAGAGUGGUAUCUCUCAUUUCUGAUAUUUUCCAGCAGAAAGUUCUUGAAAUGGCUUUGGGAGAGUUGGAGGCCUUUUUGGGCAGCCUGUAUGAGAAAUUAGUGGAAUUUUGCAAAGCACAUCAUCAAGAGCCCAUGGCAUCUAAGUACUACACAGCGAGAUUGCUGUCCACUGUCAACAACUGCUUGGCUCUCAGCUCCUCCAUCUCAGCCUUGUGUGCUAAUGGACUGCCCCCUGAAGAGCCUGCCAGGAUGCUACCAUCUCUACACACGGCGUUAGAGAAAAUGCAGAAGAAGGCAUGCCAACUUCUACUAGAGGAGAUGCUGGCUGACUUGAAGCCACACUUUGCCCAGUUGCCUUCCCGCCAGUGGCUGCUGGAUGAUUGUCAGCUGACGAACAACAUCUGCGAGGUGAUUGAAAAGCAUGCGGAAGAUUUCAGCAGAACUCACAAACCUGUCAGCAUGUACCUGCUGUCAGAAGCUGAGCACCUGGUCAUGAGCCAGUAUGUGAAGUCCCUCUUGCAGAAACGGAUGAUGUGUCGAACAGCUGAGGAGAGGACCAAGAUGUCCACAAGGAUGCUGCAGGAUUCCUCUCAGCUGAAGGAACUCUUCUGCGCCUUGGGCUUGGAGGAGGACAAACUGUCCCUCAAAGUCAUUGCAGAUCUGCAGCAGAUCAUCAGUGUCAAGGAUCCUUCUAUGCUUGGCCUGGAAGUGUUGGGAUUCAUGUCAAAAUAUCCUGAUAUCAGCGACGACCACAUUUCCAUGUUCUUCUACUUGCGGGGCGACAUUUCCAAAGAAAUCUGCAAUCAUGUGCUGGGAAUCAUGGCACAGAAUCCUCAAGUCCUACCGGAGAAUUAUGAUCCCAUUUUCAGCAACAUCUUGGUUCCUGCUCCAGAGCUGCCCUUCUGCCUUGGAAAUAUCUGCGUGCCUUCCUGAAAAGAAACUGUAAAUACGAGCAGCUUUGAGGCAAAGCCCUGCCUUAGAUCUAGAGACAUCUCAGAAAAGACCUUGCAUUAGGUAUCUUGAUAUUUAUCUUCCUGAAGGAUGAAACCUUAUUAAAGUAUGUGAAUUAAGCAGAGACAUCUGUGCAAGAGUGGUUCCGUGAGAAUCUAGACAGUGUAGUUCUUGAAAGGUCAAAUCCAGCAGCGUAAGAUUGGGUCCACAAAGUAACAUCAAAUUCAACAGCAAAGUUUAUUUGCAUUAAUCAGGAUCUGCCAGGACCUGAAGGAUCCCAUUAUCAAUAUUUCGGGUACUUUGGCCUCCAAGGGAAAUGAACAGGAAAUGAAAUAAGAGAAGCAUUCAAAAUAAUUUAUUUUUUUCACAAAAAAAAGAAAACCAAAACAAAACAAGACAUGACAAACACUAACAUAAAACAUAUACUCUUUCUUUACAUCAGCUUCGUUUCGGUAUUCCUCUAUUCUUUACAUUUUUUCCCUUCUCGUUUCCUUUAAUUGUACUUAUCUUUUUUGUCCCAGUAGCUAAGACGCUGAGCUUGUCGAUCGAAAGGUCAGCAGUUUGGUGGUUUGAAUCCCUAGCACUGCGUAACGGUGUGAGCUCCCGUGACUUGUCUCAGCUUCUGCCAAACCUAGCAGUUCGAAAGCACAUAAAAAAUGCAAGUAGAAAAAAUAGGGACCACCUUUGCUGGGAAGGGAACAGCGUUCCGUGCGCCUUUAGCGUUGAGUCAUGCCGGCCACAUGACCACGGAGACGUCUUCAGACAGCGCUGGCUCUUUGGCUUUGAAACGGAGAUGAGCACCGCCCCCUAGAGUUGGGAACAAUUAGCACAUAUGUGCGAUGGGAAUCUUUACCAUUAACCUUACUUUUGGUCAAUAUAAUAUAGAGCAGUAGGCCAUUUAAUCAAGCAGGGGUUAAAAGGUUGAGAACCAGAACAAUCUCAUUUUAUCGUGGAAAAUCAGAUACUGAAUAUACUCAUGGAUAAGCCAAAAAUUCUAGAUCCCCAAACAUAUCCAAUAUGAGCUUAUCUGCAAGUGCAGACAAUACAAGUUUUCCCCUCCCCCAGCAAAGAUUUGCUGACUUUGAAGGGAAAGUCACAGUCCAAGCACGACUAUCCAGAACUCUUGUCGCCCAGCUGCAGCCCUCAAGGCUCUUCCCUCGGGAUCUGCAGCGGAAGGAACGGAAGGACAAAUCAGACUGAUUAAAGUAACCACAGGUGUGAGAUUGUGAAACGUUUCUCCGUGCAACAAAGAAAGGAAAACAGUAAUAGAAAUACGCACAGAGGCUGAGAGUUGGAAGCAGUGUGUUUUUUUUUUAAUUAAAAAAAACUAGCAAACAGGCUUUACUCAAUGAAAGAUCUUUGAGGUGGCCGUUAGGAAUCAUUUGACACAAAAUGGAGAUUGGGAGGGACAAUGCCAAUUUAGGUUAUUGUUAUCUCUUUAUUUUUUUUUUUGAUAACCCAGUUUGGGUUAUUGUCUCUCUUACUGUAAAUUCUUAAGGGCAGGCAUGAUGGCUCAGCGAUUAAAGACGCUGGGCUUGGAAAGCUGACAGCUCGGGUUCGAGACCCGAGCAUCGCGCAAUAGAGUGAUCUCCCAUUACUUGUCGCAGUCCCUGUCCGCCUAGCAGUUAGACAGCAUGCAAAUGCGAGUAGAUAAAUAGGUACCACUUUGAUGGGAAGGUAACAGCACUGCAUUUGCCUCAGCGUAUAGUCAUGCUGGCCACAGGACCACAGAAAUGUUUUCGGACAAUGGAGGCUGCCACGGCUACGGAAAAGGAGAUGCUAUAUAAUGAUGCUACAGAGCACUGCACACCAGAACAACUAGACACAAGAACAGUUUUUUCCCGAAGGCCAUCACUCUGCUAAACAAAUAAUUCCCUCAACACUGUCAAAUUAUUUACUAAAUCUGCACUACUAUUAAUCUUCUCAUCGUUCCCAUCACCCAUCUCUUUCCACUUAUGACUGUAACUUUGUUGCUGGCAAUCCUUAUGAUUUAUAUUGAUAUAUUGACCAUCAUUUGUGUUGUAAAUGUUGUACCUUGAUGAACGUAUCUUUUCUUUUAUGUACACUGAGAGCAUAUGCACCAAGACAAAUUCCUUGUGUGUCCAAUCACACUUGGCCAAUAAAAAAUUCUAUUCUAUUCUAAAAUGUGAGUAGAUAAAUAGGUACCACUUUGAUGGGAAGGUAACAGCACUGCAUUUGCCUCAGCGUAUAGUCAUGCUG